This is a messenger RNA of Peniophora sp. CBMAI 1063, 2646 nucleotides long. Lineage: Eukaryota; Fungi; Basidiomycota; Agaricomycetes; Russulales; Peniophoraceae. The record is from the annotation of a GenBank genome assembly.
AUGUAUACCUUUUCUAUCUUCUCGUUGCUGAGCGUGGCACUUGCUUUGUUAUCUGCGGCGCAAGCGCCGUCAUCCUUCAAGAAGGCGGCUAUCCCGAUCGCUGCUCGCUCCCCGUAUCUUCUCACAUUCCUACCGACCAAUGCCUCACUGCCGAAUGGCUGGUCAUGGGAGACGGGGUAUAGCUCACAGAUCCAGUCUUGGGCUGGACUAAUCAGGGUGGAUGGAGAGACGUAUGCCUGGGCUGGUCCGUAUCACAUGUCAGGGUUAUCAGCAGUUCAUGCCCCUGCACCAGUAGGCUCAGGAUAUUCCCUCACCCCGACAAGUAGUACACUCCUGUACAACGCCGGACCUGUGAAAGUGACGGUCACGUUUCUUAGUCCAAUUGAACCGCGUGACUGGACCAGACAAUCAAUUCCGGCAUCGUACGUCGCAAUAGAAGUACAGGCAACGGACGGGGCCUCUCACGCAAUUCAAGUCUACUCUGAUAUCAGUGCUGAAUGGGUCUCGGGGGACCGUGAGCAGAAUGUCACUUGGUUCACGAAACUUGACAGCUCCGGCGAAAUAUACUAUCAUGGAAUCUCUAUCCUCCCGGACGAACAGGCGCCGUAUCAGGAGAUUAACGCGCAAUCGGCCUGGGGGACUAUAUAUUAUUGCACGCAAAGCUCCGGUACAUCUCUCAGAACAGGAAGUGAUCAAGACACUCGGGGCCAGUUCGUACGGAAUGGCACUCUCGAUAACUCGGGGGACACGCAGUUUCGCACAAUCACUGACGCAUGGCCCGUGUUUGCCUUCGCUCAAGACCUUGGGAGUAUAACAAGCACAAGUGCACCGAUCGUGUGGGCUGUCGCGAACAUUCGCGAUUCAGGUGCCCACGGUGCUGUUACCUAUUCCGACCUUUCGGGUCAGACACAGAAUCGCAGUCUGUUCUACCGCCAGAAAUACAGUGACGAUAGCGAGUUGCUCAGAGACUUCCUAGCCGACUAUUCAGCGGCCUUCGCGCGCUCUCAAGAACUGGACACCAAUAUCACCAAAGCCGCCAACGAAACGGGGGGCUCCGACUAUGCUGAAAUACUCAGUCUGUCCACUCGCCAGGCAUACAGCGGCAUCGAGAUCACGAUUGGUCAGGACGCGAGUGGUAAUCCAAAUGCUAGUGAUGUGAUGGUGUUCUAUAAGGAUACUGGGAUACAGGAUACUGGGGACGGGAACGCCCAAGUCAAUCCUGUAGAUGGGCUUUUAAGCGUAUUUCCAACCUUUCUAUACUUGGAUGCUCCGCUCUGUCAAGCACUCUUGGAGCCGCUACUCCGCUUCCAGAACAGCUCGUUGUACACCAAAAGUUACGCCGCUCAGAACAUGGGGCGAAAAUAUCCUGUGGCGGUUGCGAACACUCAGGAGCACACUGAGGGUAUCGAGACAUCAUCUGGCAUGAUCAUCAUGGCUUACUGGCACGCCAAACACACCCACGAGUUCAGCACGAUCGAAGCCUACUACACGCUUCUUCAAAGAUGGGCGGAUUACUUAGCAGCAAACACGCUCGAUGCUACAGGCCAAACAUCUGCGGAUAAUGUGACUCGUGACGGUCAGGCCAAUCUUGCUCUCAAGGGGAUCAUUGCUGUCCAAGCCAUGUCAGGCAUUGGUGUCCUAUUGAAUGACACUGCGGUGGAACAUUCGUACGCAUCUCAGGCGAAGGCUCUAUACGCGCAAUGGCUACCAAGGGCCUUUUCGCCUGACUCCGGUCACAUGCGCCUGACUUACGAUAGUCCGGAGAGCUUCUCCUUGGGUUAUAAUAUGUUCUGGGACUUGGCGCUCGGUUCUGGGCUGCUGAAUACCAGCGUGAUCGACGGUCAAGUAGAUUACAUUGCGAACCGGAUCCUGCCUUAUGGUGUUCCUACGGAUAGUGACAGCACAUCUAUGAUUUCAGCGAAUUGGAAUAUGCUAGCUGCGGCUAUGGCCACUCGCGAUGACGCUACUCGACAACAGAUCAUUAGUGUGACAAACAAAUUGGCUUAUCAGGCUGCGGACCCCUAUCAAGAGCAAUUUCCGCUCAUCUAUAUGGCACAGAACGGUACCAUAGUCACAGGACGAUUGAGCCCUCGGCAAGGUGCUGCAUAUGCACUGCUGUUCAUGAGCCCGUCGUCCUCUUUUGGCGGACGGCCAGCAUCUGGGAACCAACGCAAAAGUGGGGCUAGUACCAUCGGUGGUGCAACCGUUGGUGCAGUAGUCGGGGCUUCUCUGAUUGUGGGCACCAUUCUCUUUUGGUGGCGUCGGCGCCGGUCGUCUGUCUCACGAGGAAUACCCGCUCAUCCGCAUGAUCUUUCAUUGUCGGAUGCAGUCCUUCGGAGUGGAUCGUCGGGCGCGCGUGCAGAGUUGAAUGUCACACCAUUCACGGUGUUUCGCUCCGAAGGCAUCGGCGCCCCCCAGCGAACAGAUCGCGAGUCCGAAACCGGAGCGAAGAGAGCUUAUAGACUUCGCCGUAUGCCAAGCAGAGAGAGUCUGGGACGAGACGACACCCAACCAUCUCCAGCACUCGGGAUGACACCGAGUCAGGAUGAAUCUGGAGUACUUCACGAAAUCAGCAACCUGUGGAGGGAGAUCUUCGCUCUACGCAGGGACGAUGCCAUAUCUGCCCCUCCGGAAUACGAUGGCUAA